Molecule: messenger RNA, 8247 nt
Organism: Protopterus annectens (West African lungfish)
Lineage: Eukaryota; Metazoa; Chordata; Ceratodontiformes; Protopteridae
Gene: TCF4
Product: transcription factor 4
Exons: 21
Coding region: 442-2634 (730 amino acids)
Biological process (GO): regulation of transcription by RNA polymerase II
Cellular component (GO): transcription regulator complex
Molecular function (GO): protein dimerization activity; DNA-binding transcription factor activity, RNA polymerase II-specific; RNA polymerase II cis-regulatory region sequence-specific DNA binding
Source: RefSeq, a predicted model, not a curated record
UGGAUACUUCAAAUCACCCACCAGGGAACAUCUGACUUGGAGGCCCGAAUUUGUUCCUCCUUCAUAAAUUGGAGGAGUUGUACACUUACUUGCAAAAUGUGAUCAUUAUUUCAGUAGUGCUUUUGAGCGAAAUAUUUUCUUUUUUCAAAAUGUGUAUUCAUAGUUGCUACGUCUAAAACUGAGUUUGUUAGAGUUUGGACCCGCAGAUAUUUGGUAGUUUUUUUCCCUUGUCUCCCGGAUUCAUUCAUUUCUUUCAUAACCUCCUGUUGCAUGAUGAUGCACUGAAUGUGCUUUGGUUUUGGAUAUAGGGUGGUGGAUGGGACGAGACUGAUGAUCCUCUCUGUGGGAUUACAGGAAGAUUGAUAGUUUUCUGUCUUAAGAAACAAAGCGAGGUGUUUUUCAGUAGAACCCAGGACCGGUAUUCUGAUUGUGACCAUUUCAAUGUUUUUAGGUUUAUGUGAUUUUGCUAAAAUGCAUCACCAACAGCGAAUGGCUGCCUUAGGGACGGACAAAGAACUGAGCGAUUUACUGGAUUUCAGUGCGAUCCAAAAAUGCGACUUGAAAAAUUACCCACCAUUCAUGAUGUUUUCACCACCUGUGAGCAGUGGGAAAAACGGACCAACCUCUCUGGCAAGUGGACAUUUCACAGGAUCAAGUAUGGAAGACAGAACAAACUCUGGGUCUUGGGGAAAUGGAGGACAUCCUAGUCCAUCCAGGACCUAUGGUGAUAAUGCUGCCUAUGACCACAUGACUAGCAGAGACCUAGGAUCACACGACAGUCUGUCCCCUCCUUUCGUCAAUUCCAGGCUAACAAGCAAAUCAGACAGAGGCACUUUCUCAUCUUAUGGGAGGGAUUCACAGUUACAAGGCUGCCACCAGAAAAUGUUACUGAGAAAUCAGCGGCACUGCAUCUCAAGGCCCGGCUCACUGCCUUUAACACCUUUGAGGCAUUCUGCUCUGGAUUUAGACCAGCAGAGUCUCCUUGGGAGUGACAUGGAUAUGGGCAGUAGCCCGAGUGCACUUUCACCAACGAAGUCCGGUUCACAGUACUACCAGUAUUCCAGCAAUAACUCCCGACGAAGAACACUGCACAGUAACUCUAUUGAAAUUCAAGCAAAGAAAGUUCGCAAAGUUCCUCCAGGUUUACCAUCCUCUGUAUAUGCUCCUUCUGCAAGCACAGCCGAUUACAACAGGGACUCACCCGGAUAUCCAUCAUCCAAACCCCCAGCUAGCACUUUUCCUGGUUCCUUCUUCAUGCAAGAUGGACAUCAUAGCACUGAUCCAUGGAGUUCCUCCAGUGGAAUGAACCAACCUGGUUAUGGUGGUAUGCUGGGCAAUUCUUCUCAUAUUCCACAGUCUAGCACCUACUGCAGCCUGCAUCCUCACGAACGCUUGAGCUAUCCAGCCCACACCUCUUCAGACAUCAACUCCAGUCUUCCUCCGAUGUCUUCUUUCCACCGCAACAGCAGUAGCGGCAGCACAAACCACUACAGCACUUCAUCAUGCACCCCGCCUGCCAACGGAACAGACAGUAUAAUGGCGAGUCGAGGAAGUGGAGCAGUAGGCAGCUCGCAGACUGGCGAUGCACUGGGGAAGGCGCUUGCAUCAAUUUAUUCACCGGACCACACAAACAAUAGCUUCUCAUCAAAUCCUUCAACACCGGUUGGUUCACCACCUUCUCUCACAGCAGGCACAGCUGUUUGGUCCAGGAAUGGGGGACAGGUACCAUCAUCUCCAAAUUAUGAAGGUCCAUUGCACUCUUUGCAAAGUCGAAUUGAAGAUCGCUUAGAACGACUGGAUGAUGCCAUUCACGUGUUGCGGGAUCACGCCAUGGGACCUUCAACAGCAAUGCCUGGUAGUCAUAGUGACAUGCAUGGACUAAUAGGACCAUCACAUAAUGGAGCAAUGGGAGGUCUUGGGUCAGGAUACGGAACAGGUCUGCUUUCGGCUAACAGACAUUCGCUAAUGGUGGGAGCCCAUCGUGAAGAUGGCGUCGGUCUUCGAGGCAGCCACUCACUUGUGCCAAAUGCAGUGUCAGUACCACAGCUCCCAGUGCAAUCAGCAACCUCCCCAGACUUGAGCCAGUCCCAGGAUCCUUACAGAGCAAUGUCGAGUGGAUUACAAGGGCAAAGCAUGUCAUCUGGAAGCUCUGAAAUUAAAUCUGAGGAUGAGGGAGACGAGAAUCUUCAAGACACGAAGUCAUCUGAUGAGAAGAAAUUAGACGACGACAAGAAGGAUAGCAAAUCAAUUACUAGGUCAAGAUCUAGCAAUAACGAUGAUGAAGACCUUACACCAGAGCAGAAGGCAGAGCGAGAGAAAGAAAGAAGGAUGGCAAACAAUGCUCGAGAGCGUCUGCGUGUACGAGACAUCAACGAAGCAUUCAAGGAGCUAGGUCGCAUGGUACAGCUGCAUCUGAAGAGUGACAAGCCUCAGACAAAACUGUUAAUUCUGCACCAGGCAGUGGCUGUUAUUCUGAGCCUGGAGCAGCAGGUUCGAGAAAGGAACCUUAAUCCAAAAGCAGCUUGCCUGAAGAGAAGAGAAGAAGAAAAGGUUUCUUCAGAGCCACCACCACUUUCUCUUGCAGGGCCUCAUCCUGGAAUGGGAGAUACAUCCAAUCACUUAGGACAGAUGUGAAUACUACAGGUCCAAGUUGCCACCUUUGUUAUAUAUGAGUGAGAGACCACUUCCUUGAAAAACUGUAUUAUCUUAAACCUGCAUAAACACUUUUCCUGCCCCAUCCCCCUUAUUGUAAGACAAGUCUGAGUAGUAAUGAAUCACAGACGCAAAAUAUUUCAUCAUUCCCGCUAUUUAAAGUGCAACUUGAGUGGACAACUCUUUACACAUAUCACCUGGAAUGUUUGAAACAGUAUAUCUGAAGCUGUCGUGCACAGCCUGGUGACUAAAUGGCAAUCUUCUCCACACUGUGGAACAAUGCAUUUUGUGCCUGAACUUCUUUUGAGAAAAAAAUAUAAUCAAUUUGUAAGUGAGAAAAUAAAUAUUUAAUUUAAAAUGGUAAAACUUGCAAUAAUGAAAAAGUGUACUUCUGAAGAAAAGGAGGAAUAAAUGAACAUUUUUGUUGGUGUUCUAGUCAGCUAGUGUUUAUAUUUACAGAAUUAAACAAGGGAAGCUUUGCUGCCCAUAUAUCUAAACCAGCAAAUGUAAUGAAGACUUAAGUGAUGACAUUAGCCAUUCCUUAGCACAGGAGGAGCAGAUGGACCUUAUAGACCUAUGAAUAUAUAUACAUAUAAAUAUAUAUAUAUAUAAAUAUAUAUACAGAGAUAUACACACAUGAAUACACUUUAAAGCAUUAUUUUGUUUGAAUUGUUCAUUUAUUAUUUCCUUGUAGCAUUAGUCUAAAGUUUUUUUUAGGAAACCUUUUCAGAAUUGAGUAUUUUUGUUUUUUAUGUGUGUCACUUGAAAAGACUGUAGCAGCAGCGGUCUGUUUAGAGUCAAUGUGUGGACUGAUGAUACACAAUGGACCCUUCUGCCAACAUUGAUUAAUGAGAGGCAGGAUUGCUGCUUCUGUCUGAGAAGACAACACAGGUCACUUAAAAUUGUUCUGGAAUCUCGAUAAUAGCAAGUACCACUUCUGAAAAUUGACUGGAUUAUUGUAUUUGUGGUUUAUUCGCUGCUCUUGUGAUCCCAGAGUGGGAAGCUAGAAGAACAAUAAUAGAACGCAACAACUUUACCAGCGUGCCUUCCAAUGUUUAUUGCAAUGAGGAGUUGGUCGACAUGUUAGUUCUGGAAUUUCAAUCAAAAUAUUUCCUAGUUGUAGCUAUCUGUGUAGCUAGAUAUAUAUAUGCAGUGUGUACUUCAAGACACCUUGUGGAUUUUGCAAUUACCCUAAAAAUUGCUACAUCUAAUGAACAUGACUGUAUGUAGUUUGUGGUCUGUAGGUAACGUAACAUAUUUCCUGCCUGCUCCUUAAUUCUUUCAAGACCCAAUAGAAAACUGCAGCCCUACAGUAAGCCUUAUCAACCUUGAAGCAUAACAUUGCACACUAUUAAGGAGUGAGGCAGUACAUGGGGCCCUGGCCAGUAUGAAAUAAAAUUGAUGCUAGCAUUCCAUGCCUGAUGAGCACUUGGAUAAUGAUGCCUUCUGGAUCAACCUUAGUAGAGAGACUGAGGUACUUAAUGGAGGCAUUUACAUGGUACACUGUACAGAACAGGUGAAGCUGAUUCGAUGACUUAUGGUGGUGUGUCACAGCGUAGUGGCAGUAUCUAGAGGUUCCAUGUAAUGGAGGUGAUCCCUCUGCCCGAGCCUUUCCAGCCAGAUUGCACUGCCUGUACACGUUGAUUUUUCAUUAAGGAAGACGACAUUAAGUGUAAUACCCACUUUGACACUGUUAGCUAAGUGAUAUAACUUGGAAAUAAAGGUCUAAGCGUUCCAUCUGUUCUCUCUCUCUUUGACAGUUACAGUGAUGAGAACAUUUGUAAAUUUUAUGCAACAAAUGGCAAACGGUAUCAUUAUUUUGAAAUUGUGUAUGUAAAAGUUAUAUUUUUACAUGUAGACUUGUUAUGUGUUUUAAUACAUUGUAUCAGUUUUUUGUUCAAAAAUAAUUCUGUGUGGUUGAAAAAAUGUGUCAUUUAAUGAAGUAGUGAGAUAACAGGAAUCUGAAGUUUAUGUUUGUAUUUCUGAGAAUUUUAUGAAAAGAGAACAAAUGAGAUAGUCACAGCAUAAUCACCUGCUACAACCCCAUUACAAUUUUAGAUGUGUAUUAAACAAAAUCUGUAAAUAAUUUUUCAAUAGGAAUGAAGUUUAAAUGGUAAGAUUCUUGUUUAGAAAUUGUUAGGGGUGUGGAGGUGGAUUCACUGGGCAAAUAAUCAUGCUUUGUUGGUCAGUAAUAUGUUCUGGAAUCUAAUACUUGUGCAGAUGCUCUUGGAGAUAUGUAUUUUUUUUCCAUAGUGCUGUUUAUAAACCCAUAAGAUGCACUGUCAUUUCAAUAAGAAGCAAACAAAAUGUUUUAUCUUUGAAGGAAACAAACUUUUUAUAUUCUGCAAAGGCUGAUAAAAUAUGUUUACUUAAUGAAAAGUAAAAUUAUAAAAAAAAAACAGUUUCUUGCCCCAGGAUUGAAACUAUAUGCAGGGUUUCAGCCAUCUAUACUUCUGUAAAUUAUUUAUUGAGUGAUUUAUUUUUAUGAAAAUGACUUUAAUGGGCUGCCACAGCUACUACCCUCAAUUGGAGUUAUUGGUUCAGUUACCUUAGGCACUUGAAUUCAUGAAAUUGGUUCACUUACCUUAGGCAUUUGAAUUCACGAAGACACUUUGGUUCAUUUUCCACACUGCGUUUGUAUUACUGCCAUAAUGUACAGUGGUACUGCACCUGUUAAAAGAUAUAUGGCAAGUACUGUUUUAUAUGUGCAUCCUAAUGAUGAAUUAAGCACAAUAAAAAUAACUAUUUUCUGGCAAAUUUUGUUUAUAAUGGAUUCGUUGAAAAUAAAUCAGCUAAAUUAAUUAAUUGCUUUAGUAUUUUUUUUUAGAAUAUUGAUUUUUAGCAGUGGCAGCCUAAUUGGCCAGUUAAACUUCUUUACUUAUUUAAUUUUCUUUAAAAGAAUAUGUAAAAUAGCCAAGGAUAAUGCACAUUUCUGAAAUUAUGAGAAAACAGGGCAGUAUGCCCCCACCCCUAACAUUCAAAUCUUCUGUCAUUACUUUGUGCCUAAAAUGCUAAAGUACAGUGGCUGAUGUCUAAGCUUGAAAACAUCCUAGAAACUGUUACACUGCAUGCUGGUUGUUAUAAGCUUGAAAACAUCGCAGAAACCGUUACACUUCAUGCUGGUUAUUAUAAGCUUGAAAACAUCGCAGAAACCAUUGCACUGCAUGCUGGUUAUUAUAAGCUUGAAAACAUUGCAGAAACCGUUACACUGCAUGCUGGUUAUUAUAAGCUUGAAAACAUCACAGAAACUGUUACACUGCAUGCUGAUUAUUAUAAGUUUGAAAACAUUGCAGAAACCGUUACACUGCAUGCUGGUUAAUUUAAGCUUGAAAACAUCGCAGAAACCUUUACACUGCAUGCUGGUUAUUAUAAGCUUGAAAACAUCGCAGAAACCGUUACACUGCAUGCUGGUUAUUACUUUGAGAGCAAUGUGUCAUCAGAAUUGAAAAACAAUUUACUGUUAAGAGAGCCUGAAUUUCCGUGUCCCUAUGUUUCUUAUCGGUUGUGUCAUCAGCUCUUGAUAUAAUACACAGCUAGAUUGUAACAAGCUGUAGAAAGAAUACUGCAACAUUUGAAAACAUUGGCCAUUGUCUAGGACUUGAUCCUAGACUUCCUGCAUUCCAGGCAAUUGUCACUGCCUUCCUUGGUCCUGGUUUCCAGUCCCAGACAAGGGCCAAUAUAUUUCUUUCAUAUUCCUUGAUUAUACCAAUGCCAGUCAUAGUCUUUCUACUGCAUUUGUGUGUGUGUGUGUGUGUGUGUGUGUGUGUGUGUGUGUGUGUGUGUGUGUGUGUGUGUGUAAUUGACUUUCCAGAAUACAUUCAGCAAGAUUAAUAGGUACCUAUUUGGCUUUUUAGAUGCUGAUGCAUUCUGGAAGGCUGAGAAUGCACUUGUAGUUUAACUGAUACACAACAGCUAAUGUUUAAAUGUGAAUACAUCUCAAUUAAAAGCAGGUAUUUUGUAAUGGUUUGUAUUGUUCUGCCAGUAUAACAUUUAUAAAGGAACGUUAAGAAAACAUUUGCACAUAUGUCAAGUUUCAUACAGAAAUAUUCACCAGAAAAGUAUGUGAGCCCUUGUUUUGAAUGUGCAUGUCUGCUCUACACUAACAUUUACAUGCUAUUUUUAGCCAGGUAGUUUACUGUCCAACAAAGUCUCAACACUGAAGCCCAGUUACAGUUUUUUUUUUUUUUUUUUUUUUUUUUUUUGCAGCUGACAAAAUCUGAUCUGUAAUAUUAGAAAACACUCACUAUAUGUGUGUGAUUUAAAAUUUAGCAGGAAAGCAGGAAAUGCUGUUUUGUGGGCAUUCCAAAGUCAAUGUGGUAAUGAAAUGUAAAAAAAAAAAUUUUUUUCAAACAGCACUUUGUAAGCACCACCUCCUCAUCCCUGUUAUUUAUAAACAUGCAGACCAUGAAACGUUCAUGUGUGGAAUGCUGCCAUUUGUCUUUCAUAUAACUGCUACAAACACUAAUGCUUACAUAAGUCAGUCCUACCAGUGAUGCAACUUGUAUUGAUUCAGUCUUCCGAUUUUUUUUUUUUAGGAUCCAUUUCAUCUUUCUAUCCAACAAGCAGACAUUUAUACUCUUCAAAAAUAAAUGCAGAAUCAGAAAAAAUGUUUAGUAACAUAAUCAAGCACAAAAGAUAAUUAAAAGAGCCCACUAGCUGACUGGAAGUAAUAAAGUAGAUGAGAAUAUUUUAAUUAUGAUGCAAUGGGGCACCAAGGUCUUCAGACCUAAUUUUGUUGCAUUUUUUCCUUGUCAUUUAUUUUUCAUGGGACUCUUAAUUCACCUUUGUACAGUGCUGGUUUGACCAUGGUCAUUUCAAGUAUUAUAGAUAUGUAAUGGUGAAACUAUAUGAACUGUGGCCUUUUUUCAUUCUUGUUACUUGUGAUGCAAUUAAGUGAAGAUAAGAAACAGCAGAGAAUUACCAUGUAUCAGUGCCUGGCUUUUUGUUAUAAAGCUUCUUUUGUCUAGUGCUCUUUUGCUAUAAAAUAGAUUGUAGUACACCCUAUUAGAAAAAAAAACCUAAAUUUAAAAAUAAAAAUAUAUUUGGCUUAUUUUUUCGCAGGAGCAAUCCUUUUAUACCAUGUGUAAUGAUAAAAAUCAGAUUCUGAAUUUUUCUCUUUGUAGAUUUUUGGAAUCAGUCUGAGUAAAAGUUUGUUACUUUAUUUUACUAUUUAAAGAUGUUAUUUUACCAUGUGUUAUGGAAAUGAAACUUUAUGGUCGCAGUUUUAUUCAGCUGUAGGUCGCAACUGUGUUUUUUCUGUUAAAUUUUAUUUUUCCUUCCUUUUUUUUUGUUUUGUUUUUUUUUUUUUUUAAUGUUUGCGACAUACAUGUAGGUGCAGCAGUAAGUACAGUUACACUUUGUUCUAAUGUGUGGCUGAGUGCCUCAACUUCGCCAUGUUUUUGAUGUAAUUCUAAUUUGUAAAAGUGUCCAAACAGGUUGUGUGCUGGAGUUCCUUAUAAUAAAAGAGAAAAAAAAAGAAAAAAAAAAAUACCAACUCAGUGUAGGCCAUUACCUGUUUCAUCAUCUGUACAGUAGUUACUCAAUGCAGUCAUGUACAUGACCGUUCUGUAGCAAUAAAUGUGCCAUUUUUGUAAA